Molecule: messenger RNA, 2820 nt
Organism: Chiloscyllium plagiosum (whitespotted bambooshark)
Lineage: Eukaryota; Metazoa; Chordata; Chondrichthyes; Orectolobiformes; Hemiscylliidae
Product: traB domain-containing protein-like
Source: RefSeq, a predicted model, not a curated record
AAAGCAAUAAAUUUAAAGGGACGUUUUGUUUAGUUUCACUUUGUACAGAGUCACAGAGGGAUCACUUGUUGCUCCGUUUAUUUGCUAUUUUUCAGGAUAAGACAAUGGCGCUUGUUGGAAAGAUGCUGAAAUUUGAUUGGUCGAGUAUAUCUUACGAAGAAAUGACUAUGACUCUGAUGUCAAAGAUUGCAAAGCGUCAGAAGAACCCAGAAAUGAAAAGCAAUAUAAGUGAGCUUGUCACUGAAGAUGGCUGCAAAGUCUACCUGGUUGGCACAACUCACUUCAGUAAGCAAAGCAUCAAAGAUGUACAACAGAUUAUCCAGGAAGUGCAACCAGAUGCUGUGGUGUUGGAAGUUUGCCAAUAUAGAGAACAACUUUUAACACUAGAUGAACAGUCAUUAUUAAAUGGAAGCAAAGCAUUUGACACAUGCACAAUGCUGCAAUCAAUGAAGCAGUUUGGAUUGAUGCAGACAUUGUGGUCAAUGCUGUUUCUGAGAAUUUCAGCUUAUCUGAUUGAGGAGCUAGGCAUGGCCCCAGGUGGGGAAUUCAGGAAAGCUUUCAGAGAGGCUCAGAAAAUACCAUUUUGUGAGGUUUAUUUGGGGGACCAGUCAAUCUUCAUUACUUUCCGAAGACUUGCUGCUGUGCUUUCCUUCUGGGACCUGGUGAAGGCAUUUAUAGGCUUUGUUUACAUCAAAUACAAUACUGUUCCAGUUGGCAAAAUAAUUAUGAAGGAGCUGAAACAAAACGAUAGGCUGGAGGAAGAACUCCAAAUUACAAUGAAGGAGGUUCCUGGCUUGUAUCGUGUUUUUAUAACAGAACGGGAUGCCUAUUUAACACAAUCACUGAAGCAAGCAGCAAAGCCUAUAGUACUACCUAAAAUUUUACGAUCUGACGCUCAGAAGGUUAUACCAUCAGUUGUGGUCGGAGUGGUUGGAAUUGGCCAUGUGGCUGGAAUUAAGAAGAACUGGAACAAGCAAUGUAACACUCAGGAAUUUCUCCGGUUGCCAAAUCCUUCUCUGUCGACAAGGGCUUUGCAGGUGGCUUUUAUUGUUACCAUAUAUGGCCUGAAGAUGAUCUUUUAUUACAAAAUAGCACAAACAUUGCUUUGGUUAUUUUAUUAAACAUAGAUGAUUGAUUUAUUUUAACAAUGUUCACUGUAACUGUAUAACUUUGUGAACCAUAAGACCGAUGCUGACUUUUUGAUUGCAAAAUCCUUUGCUUUAAAGCAAAUUACUGAUUUAUCACUCUAGUUUAUAAUGUUGAAGUGGAAUAGGACUUUAUUCUGUUUCAUCAGAACCUAAUUUGUCACUGGGGCAGUGACUGGAAAACAAAAAGCAUGGAAAUAUAAAUUUCAUUUCUUUCCUACAACAUAGUACAUACUUUUCUAAGAAAAGUUCCACAAAUUUCAAUAUGACGCUGUACCAUGUGUUAGACAGGGAAAUUUAGUGAUGGACCAAUGUUAAAAUUAUUCAGUUAUUUAGCAGUAAGAAAUUUCAACUUCUAACCAUGCAUGAUGAGAAAUGUGGGUAGUUAGGUAGAGAAAUUGCUACUGUGACUUAUGAGUACUUGGAAAAAUCAAAAGAACUGCAAAUGCUGGAAAUCAGAAACAAAAACAGAAAUUGCUGGAAAAGCUCAUCAGGUAUGACAGCAUCUGUGGAGAGAAAUCAGAGUUAAUGUUUCAGGUCCAGUGACCCUUCCUCAGACGCUGAGCUUUUCUAGUGAUUUCUAUUCUUGUUUACAAUUCAUUUCCACUAUGGAAACAAGUGUUAUUCAAAUAUGAGAUGUAAGACUGUGAUUAUCUGCAAUUUUUAUUCCCAUGUGAUUCUGGGUUCUGUAAUAUGGUUUCUUCUCACUCUACUUUAUGCUGUAAUGCAUCCAUUUUUUAACAGCAUGUAAAAUUUUGCUGAUCCUAAAUUUAAUCAAAAUAAAUGUUUGAUUGUUUUGAAUUAUUUUAAUUAAUGUAAAUUCUUUGAUUAAGAAUUGAGUCACAACAUUAAAAAUAUUCUGGACAGAUUUGUGGCCUGAUGGCUGUAAAUCAUUCCUGAACUAUGAUGGAGAAUGAUUAUAUAUGUACAUUUCUUCCUUCUUGUGAAAUGCAGUUACUGAUCUUAGCUAAGUUGAGUGGGGUGUGAGACAGCAAUCUAAGGCACUCUGCAAGGAGGGAAUGGAAAGAAGAUAAAUCAUCAUUAUAUGGAUUGCACAUCCCUUUUUAUACAUGCCUAGAUGUUGAUUCAGAGUGGUGGAUAUAUUUGGAACUCUGACUAAUAUGGGUAUUAUAAUUUAGGCUACUACACAUUGUCAGCUACUCAUGCUAUUGUCCACCUUACUUUUCAAAUUCUGUCAUGAGAAGUGGGUACUGGUGGCAAGUCCUGCAUUUUCUGCCCAUUCCUAAUUGUCCUUAUGAAUGUGAUGGUGAGCUGCCUUCUUGAACUGCUGCAACCUACCAAGUGUAGGUACGCGCACAGUGCUGCUAGGAAGUGAGUUAAAGAAUCUGAUCCAAUGAAAGUAAAGGAUAGUGAGGCAUUUCUGAAGUGGGAGAUGGCACAGUGCAGGGUGACACGAGGCACACGGGCUCACAAGAUGGCCGCUGAGCCCUUAGUUGGCCAUUUGACACACAAGAUGGCCACCAGACCAUAAUGUGGAGAGAGAUAGCAGAGCAAACACAGAUGUUGCCUCGAGCCACCAGAAUGCCAGCACACUGCACUCACAACCUGAGAAUACACAUAAGUAGUGUAUACUGCCCGCUGAGAGGUCUGGAUCCAGCCAACACCUUUGAUAGAAAUGCUAACAGUUUGAUACGGACUCAAUACAAAGUGCUAA